GCACUUAAUCGCUUCUGCGAGGCCGGCCUGCGAUCCAUGAUCGCGCUUCAUACCCCACCCUCCACGGCCACACUCUAUAUCCUCGAACGCCCCGCCCAAACUUACCCCCUCCUCUCUUCCGCGCCCGCGACCGCCCUCAACCCCACCGCCCACCCCUUCAACAUCCCGUCCCUCGCCGAGUUCGAGCGCGGCUGGACGACAUGGGACCUCAUCACCCUCGGCAUGAUCCCACCCUCGCUCCUGCACGCGAAGCCCAUCGACCUCCGUCACAAGCCGCUCUUCUACAUCGGGCACCUGCCGACAUUCGCGAACAUCCUGCUCUCGCGGCUCACCAACGCGCGCGAGGUGGGCCCGCGCCACUUCUUGACGACGUUCGAGCGCGGGAUCGACCCGAUCGUGGACGACCCGGACGCGUGCCACUCGCACUCGGAGGUGCCGGAGAAGGAUGAGGACUGGCCCGCGUUGGGAGAGGUGCUCGCGUACCGCGAUGAGGUGCGGGAGCGCGUUAUACGUAGGGUGUAUAACGAGAUGGAGAGCGGCGAGCGGGCGUUGACGCGUCGUAUGGCGCGCACGCUCAUGAUGGUGCUCGAACACGACGGGUUCCACAUCGAGACCCUGCUGUACAUGCUCAUCCAGCGCGCCGGCACGGGUACCCUCCCGCCACCGGGCUUCGCCGCACCCCCAUGGGAGGCACUCGCCGCGCAAUGGGACACGCUCUCUGCCCCGACGACGCCCACUGUCACCCUCGGCCCGUGCGAGCUCGUGAUGGGCCACGACGACCAGGAGCCGGACGACCUCGACACCGCGCUCGAGCAUGCGGUCGCAGACCACGAGUUUGGGUGGGACAACGAGAGCCCGCGGCGGGCGGUGCACGUCGGGCAGUUCAGCGUGGAAUGGCGCCCGGUCACGAACGGCGAGUUUGAGACGUUCUGGCGGGGCGCGGGCAAGGAUAAGGUGGAGAUGCCCCCAAGCUGGGUCGAGGAGGACGGGGAGGUCAAGGUGCGUACGCUGUACGGCCCAGUCCCCAUGGCCAUCGCGCGACACUGGCCCGUGCUCACCGCAUACGACGACCUCGCGGCGUUCGCAGCUCACAAGGGCGGGCGUAUCCCCACCGAGCCCGAGCUGCGGUUCUUCCUCGACACCUACCAAGACACCUACGCCGAGGGCGCGAACGUCGGCUUCCGCCACUGGCACCCGCUGCCCGCGACCGCCGGCGGCUCGGCGCGCGGCGGGCGCGGCUCGAACGGCGGUGUGUGGGAGUGGACGGCGACGGCGCUCGACGCGCACGAGGGCUUCGCCGGCACGGGCAUCUUCCCCGGGUACUCGUCCGACUUCUUCGACGGGAAGCACCAGGUCGUGCUCGGGGCGUCGUAUGCGACGAUUCCCCGCCUUGCGGACCGGCGCACGGUGCGCAACUUCUACCAGCACAACUACCCGUACCCGUGGGUUGGUGCGCGAGUGGCUUACGACGCGUGAGCGGGCAAGGGUUUUUUUCGAGUAUGCUUCUCCUGGCUAGAUAUGCGUGUUAUGUUGUUGUACGAUAGUGUAAUUUAUGCGAUACAUAGCUAUGUGCACACUGCUUUGAUUUUAUAUAUCAUCCCGUUCCCUCACGUCAUGCUUGUGCGACCGAUAUGUCUUGCUCAGUCGACACCCUCGGUAUCUCUGAGCUGGUCGUCCUCAUCGGAGCUGUCUGCAGCGUUGUUCGCGCCACCGCCCCAGAAACGGCUGACAAGCGAACGCACGAAGCGCACAGGGAGCGGCGCGACGGCCUGCUCUUCUUCCUCGUCUUCUUCCUCGUCCUCCUCGAUCUCCUCUUGGGGAUGCACUACGGGGUUCACAGCGCGCGCAGGCUGCAUAGGCAUGUCAUCCACGUCUUCUGCCUCCUCGACAUCCUCGGGGUCGACAAAGUUCACCAUGAACUCCCCGCCGAGGCCGCCCGGCAUCUCCCCUUCACGCUGCUGGAACCGCUCCUCGCCAGCGCCAGCGAGCGCGACCAUCAUGUCCUCCAGCACCUCCGGCAUCUGCUCCGCAACCUGCGCAAACUGUACAAUGCCCCCGGGGAAGCGCUGCGCGAGCGCGGGGUGCGCGUUCCAGAAGUCGAGCAGCUGUCCGCGCAGCGCGCCGUCGGGUAUGAGGCGCUCGAGCAGGCGCGCCUCCUGGCGGCGCGAACGCGGGCGCGCGGCGAGCACGUCCUCGACCCCGCGGAAGAACUCAGCGUCGUACUCGUUGACGUGCGUUGUGGGCGGGAGCGGGUCGCACGCGAGGCUGCGCGUGUCGACGAUCUUGCGCGGGAUGAAGGUGAAGAGGCUGCGGCAGGUCGGCUCGUUCACGAGCAGGUGGCGGUAUAUGG
Molecule: messenger RNA, 2350 nt
Organism: Trametes versicolor FP-101664 SS1
Lineage: Eukaryota; Fungi; Basidiomycota; Agaricomycetes; Polyporales; Polyporaceae
Exons: 4
Coding region: 37-1476 (479 amino acids)
Source: RefSeq, a predicted model, not a curated record